CAUGCAGGUCAAAGAGUCAUACAAAGCCCAGGUAGUGUGUGUGGUGAAAUCAUUACAGGUAUUACAGUACCUUACAGGUAAAUAAUAGAAGCAUUCAGGUGUGACGCCAAAGCUCGCUCCCUUUCCAUCAGACGUAAUACCUCUCGCUUUGCUAUAGAGAGAUUAAAAGCAUUGUCGUUCCGCCUGAGUAGAAGAAAUUUUCCCUGCUUUUACGUCUGACAGCCACAGCGAUCUGUUGACAGUCGAACGAGAACAGCGAAAACAACUACAGGUCUGGGAGUAACACGAGAGGCUGAUCAAUAAGUACUGGCUACAAUCGACCAAAGGUGUAUCUACCAACAAGCAAAUGUAAACAACCUACAGACAAAUAGUGGAGAAAAAUGAAAAAUUCCUUCUAGUGUGAAGAAGGGAAGAUUUUCCGAUCGAAUUUCUGUAGUAUCCUAGAACAUAACAAAAGGUUUGUGUCAGUGGAUUAGUUCUUCGACAAUAGAAAAUGAAUCUUCGGAAGACAAAAUUGUUCAAGACCAUAAAUACAGGUAAUCCCAAGCAAGUGAUGGGUGCCUUGUGGGAAUACCUGAAAACAGGCAAAGAUGUGAACCUGAGAGACGAGGAAACGGGAGGAAAUCUCCUUCACCUACUGGUGAACCAUGGGGAGAAUUUCGCGGACCCUGAAACUGUUCAAGCUAUCUAUAUGUUGGUCUGUAAGGACAUAGAUAUCGACGCCACUGAUAACACUGGGGAGACUGGUCUCCAUAAGGUGAUGAGAAAGAAGGGGACCUACCGAAUCAUGAUGGCCCUGAUCAGAUGUGGUGCCGACACCAGGAUACUUAACAAUGACGGUAAAACGGCCGAGGACGUUCUAUUGACGGAGAAGCCAGAAGGAUGGGAAGAAAUGUACCAUUGGUACAAAAAAUUCAAGCCAGGACUGUGGGCCGCGCUCUCUGAGGAAAACCCAGACCGGAAGCUGGUGCAGCGCUUGCUCAGACAAUGGUGCCGUCUGACGUGCGUGAAAAAUGGCAAGGUAGUAAAUGUAAAAUCCCUUGUGAAGGACGAUAUUCACAAGGUCGACCUCUUGCAUAUGAUCGAGGAAUACGAAAAUCCAAAUGAGAUGUGUCUCGCUCUGAAUGCUGGGUUUGGAUUCAUCGUAAAAAGCUGGGUUAAGCAAGGAAUUGAACUCCUGAAAGGCGUUGACUGUGACGCUAAGGAUUACUCCUAUCAACACAAGUACCCAGAAUUCCCUGAAGUCCCGCGUCCAAUUUUGGCGGCAGCGUGGGAGUCAAACAACUACGACGCCGUGGAUGUUCUGUUGGACAUGGAACCAGACACAAGGGUUUUGUGGACGGACGACACAGAGUCCAAGAAUCCACCCAAACCUUUGUUUUUCCAGAUUAUUUGUGGAGUAACAGCUCCUCGAGAUGAGAAAAUCGUUCACCGUGUCCUCAAAGGAUCAGACCUGACAGCAAGAGAUCGUGAGGGUCACACAAUUCUCCAUAAAAUCAUUAUUCACGACAGACCGGAAAACGCAGCAGAAAACACGCUUAGAGUCGCCAUGUCUUAUGGUGCCGACAUCGCAGCACGUGACUGCAAUGGCCGCACGCCACGUGACUUGGCACAGAAACUUCAAAAGGAGCAUUAUUGUAAAUGUAUAGAUGAGUAUAUAAUCAAACUAGUCAAAGAUCGUCGUUUUGAUGACAUUGAGAAACUUAUUUUACACAACUAUAAUCAUCUGCUGGAUAUAACGGACAGCGGAAAUCGGACAUUAGUUGAGAUCGCCAAGAAAUACGGAACUCGCCAAAUUCACGAAGUAGUCAAACUCACAGCCGCCAUACAGGCGUAUGUGAAGCGUAUUUUCCAGGCAGUGGAUGAAGGCUCGGUGGAGGACAUUAAGAAGCUUCUGAGCUGUAAGAGGUACGCUAAUGUCCGGGACAAAUGUGGCCGAAGUCUUCUACACAGGGCCAUCCUCAAAAAACAGAAACCCGUCAUAUCCUUCCUCCUGGAGGAGUGCCCCAAUCACGUGACCACAGGAGACACGUUGGAUUUUACACCGCUACAUUAUAGCUAUCUGUUUAUACCAGAAGAGAAAGCCAUUAUUAAGAAGAUGAUAGACAAAGGAGCUCUAGUAAACAGAAGGGAUGCAUUUGGUCGUUUAGCUGCAGACCUUUCCGUUGAGAAGUGUGGCUCCCAGGAUUUUGGGCGGAUCAAAAAAGAGGUGGAGGAGUUUGAUCUCAACAUUUAUCUGACGGACAGUGAUUUCGAGCAGACCUUCAAAACAGCAAUACAGACUGGGGACUUUGAGACGGUGAAGAGUCUAAUGUCCGGUCUGCAGGCCUUUGGUGACGUCACACGAUAUAGCUCUACGCUGUUCGACUGUGUAGACAACAAACAGACAGAUAUUGCCAAGUUCCUCAUCACUAACGGUUUCAAGACAGACAUUUAUAAACAGUAUCAGAAAUGUGACCCUAACGAUCCAAUGUGCGCAAUGAUGGAGUGCGGACAUUCCAUGACGUCAUUAAAGGAACGAGCCAUUGAUAAAAAGUGUGACGAAGUAGUCAAACUAAUUGAAGAAGUUUCCCUCGGAAAGGUCAAAGUCCAAAAUGCACAACAGAACGGUUUAUCUAUGUAUGGAGUGUAAUGAUCGCCCUGCAUUACUGCAGAAUGCAUAGUACGCAAAACGCCCUUUAUAUUUCACUUCAUUCACAGAAUCAUCGGUUCAUGUAUCAUUUCAAUCAUUGAGACCUUUACCCCAAUUCUGUCGUUUUAUGUUUUUCUUAUGGAAAAUAUAUAUCGAGCUCCAUUUCUAAGCUUGAGCUCCUUUUUUUAAAUGAAUUUUCUUUUUUUCCUUCAUUUCUACUGUUUUGUUUGUAAGCAUUGCCGAUUUAUUUUUUUUACAAAUGUAGUUGUAUUUCAAUUUCGUUUUCACCCUCCUUCUUGAAAAGUAAUCCCAGGGUAUUCCACAACGUGUUCACAUCGUUUGCUUUUCAACAAAGAGAGACAACUCUCAAAACAAAAAGUGACUAAAGGAACUGCGUCCAUCUUUAGAGUUAUCUUCGUCAGUGUGUUGAUUGGUUACUGAUCAUCAUUGCCCUUAUCUAUAUUUAUAGAUACAGUGUGCCUAUGUUGAAAUAAAAUCUAUUUGUGCAAGCCCUGUUGAUCAAGUUUUUAAGGUUUCAUAAAGGUCAUUUUUUCUUUGUAGAAACUGUUUAAAGAAUUGCUGAAUGUUGAAAAUGUUUCAAAACUUGUGGCCUGAGAAGUACAAUACCUCAAACAAUGGUCAAAAUUUCAACAAUUUUCCAAUUAAAAAAAUAUUCCAUAUACUAACUAAUUGAGGAAAAUGCACCUUUGCAAAGGUGAUUCUUCUUAAAACUACAAGCCUUUUGAUCCUUCUGUUGCUAAACGAUAUUUAAAUUCAGAUGUUUAUGAAAUGCAUUAUAUAUCAAAAUAUAUUAUUUUUUAUUUUUAAUCUGAAUUUAAUGAAAACUUGCACUUCAUAAACAGUGAAAUUAUUUUUAUAUUAUUUUGCUAAUAAAUACCAUUUGGACAUGUAAUAACAAUUACUUGAAAAAGUGGUUUUGGAAAACAUUUUUUAACACUUUUUUUAAACAAAAACUUGUAAGGUUGUUCUUCACAGGCAACAUCAUUUAGGAUUUAAAAACCCCAGCAUUUGGUCAAUUUUAAACUUUCUACAAACUAAAAAAUUCCUUUGAUGGAGCCUUUAAUGUAAUGUACAAGCCUGAGUUGACUUUUUUUAUAUUGUUAUAUGUUCACCUCUUUGGUAGUGAUUAUAUUUGUUUUACUGUAGUUAUGGUUCCUGAAAAAAUAUGUAUAAUUGAUGAUUGAGCUUUAUUUUUAAGUAUCAUUGACUUUUUGGUGUCAUUUACGCUUUGAAGUUGAUCAUAAUAUUUUGAUGGUUGUUCCUAAAGAGGAAAGACUGCAUAAAAUCUUUAUUUUCCAAAGUUAACUGCGAUUACAGAUUUAUUUUUGAUUUUUCUAUUUAACUGAUACAAGAUAAAACCAGAAGUAUGUCCUUCCUGAUUAAUUUCAUUUAAUGAAAGCUUUAAUUAACUUGGUUGAACAUUUCUGAGGUUUGUUUUUCUUGACUUUGCAAUCAGAAUUAUGAGACUUACCAGUUCUUUGAUUUUUGAAGGCAUUUGUAAGUUAUAUAUAUUUUGCAUUGUCUUCAGUUUCUGUUCUGUCAUGUAUAGUCACAACAUAUCGUACACAUUCCAAAGAUAUAUUUUAUGUGUAUGUUGUUUUAUGUCUAUUGUUUAUAAGGAUAUUGUUUAAUAAAAUGAAAUUUACAAUGUAUUUUAUCAUUUAAUCACAUACACUAUUAUUUUACAACUUUUGCUGCAUAGGGAAAUAAUACAUAAAAAUGCCCACUUGUCAAAUGAAGUAAUGUUAUGUUGUAUUGUUUAGUUAAUAAAUAUUGGAGACCAUGUU
Molecule: messenger RNA, 4440 nt
Organism: Saccostrea cuccullata (small rock oyster)
Lineage: Eukaryota; Metazoa; Mollusca; Bivalvia; Ostreida; Ostreidae
Exons: 11
Coding region: 494-2632 (712 amino acids)
Biological process (GO): protein localization to ciliary inversin compartment
Cellular component (GO): ciliary inversin compartment
Molecular function (GO): protein binding
Source: RefSeq, a predicted model, not a curated record